Molecule: messenger RNA, 1928 nt
Organism: Conger conger (European conger)
Lineage: Eukaryota; Metazoa; Chordata; Actinopteri; Anguilliformes; Congridae
Gene: syt5b
Product: synaptotagmin Vb
Exons: 9
Coding region: 233-1480 (415 amino acids)
Biological process (GO): synaptic vesicle endocytosis; regulation of calcium ion-dependent exocytosis; cellular response to calcium ion
Cellular component (GO): axon; synaptic vesicle membrane; dense core granule
Molecular function (GO): phosphatidylserine binding; calcium ion binding; clathrin binding
Source: RefSeq, a predicted model, not a curated record
GCAAGAGAUUAAGCCGAGUACUGGUUUAGUGAUUCGACUAUGCUCUGGCUUAACGGUGGUAGAGAGGGGGUUGUGUUGUGCAUUGCUGGCAAGAAAGGAAAAUAUUGAAAGGUGGUUAGGCGAAUGUUCAAGGGAAAUAAAGGGGAAGGUUGUGCAACAGUUGUCUCAUCUCAGCGUGGAGGUGUUCUCAAACUGUUCUCAAAAAAUACAAAAAUAUUGGCCUACAGCUACAAUGGGAUUGGCCAGAGUGGAAGUCAGAGGGCGGCGGGCGGCAGAGCCAUCUGAGCCAGAGUCCGCCCCUGCACAGGAAGCACCACCAGCCCCUGCCCUGCCUGCUCACCACCCCAGCCACAACUUCAACAACAUGAAGACCAAGUUUAUGAAUGAGCUGGGCAGACUGCCAAUUCCUAUGUGGGCAGUUGGAGCCAUUGUGGUGGUGGUCCUGGCAUUAGUAGGCUGCUUUGUCUUCUGUGUUGUGAAAAAAUGCUUUGGCAAGAAGAAGAAAGCAAAGAAAGUGAGGGAGAGGAAGGCUGGCCGCAGACGGAGGGGAGGUGCAGAGGGUGAAGGCGAAGGUGCAGAGAAGGAAGAAGGAGAUAAGCAAGAAGGGGCAGGGGAGGAGAAGGAACGGGAGAACUUAGGGAAGCUUGAAUUCACUCUGGACUACAAUUUCACUGAUACCCAGCUGAUAGUAGGAAUCCUCCAAGCCCAGGACCUGGCUGCUAUGGACAUGGGGGGAACGUCUGACCCCUACGUAAAAGUAUACCUGCUCCCUGAUAAAAAGAAGAAGUAUGAGACCAAGAUCCAACGCAAGAAUCUGUGUCCAGUGUUCAAUGAAACCUUUAUCUUUAAGAUUCCUUAUGCAGAGCUGGGUGGGAAGACUCUGGUAUUGCAGGUCUUUGACUUUGACCGUUUCUCCAAGCAUGAUGUCAUUGGCGAGAUUAAGAUUCCCAUGAACAGUGUGGACUUGGGCCAACCGUUACAUGAAUGGAGGGAUCUUGAGAAUGGAGAAAAAGAGGAGCAAGAGAAGUUGGGUGACGUCUGCAUCUCUCUGCGUUAUGUCCCCACGGCUGGUAAACUUACAGUCAACAUCAUGGAAGCCAAGAACCUCAAAAAGAUGGAUGUUGGUGGCUUAUCAGAUCCUUUUGUGAAGAUUGUACUGCAACACAAUGGGAAGCGACUGAAGAAGAAGAAGACAACAGUGAAGAAAAACACACUCAAUCCCUACUUCAAUGAGAGCUUCAGCUUUGAGAUUCCAUUUGAGCAGAUACAGAAAGUGCAGGUUGUGAUAACAGUGUAUGACUAUGACAAACUGGGGAGCAAUGACCCCAUUGGCAAACUCUUCAUUGGCUACGGGGCCACGGGAGUGGGGCUCCGCCACUGGUCAGACAUGCUGGCCAAUCCAAGGCGCCCUGUUGCUCAGUGGCAUACUCUACAACCUGAAGAAGAAGUGGAUGCUGCCCUCAAGGGACCCCAUCGCUAACCUACUUUUUCUUCAGUUCUUGGUUGUGAUUUGAUUUGUAUUCUAUUGAAAAACAGCCAGAUUGCUCUAAAUACUUUCCUCUUCCUUUAAAAAAUAUUGAAUUGGUUUCUUUUGUAUGUAUUUUUGUUUCUUGUUUUCUGGUUUCUGGUUUUUACUGUAUUUGUACUUUUGUGUCAUUUUUGUUAUUUUGUUACAUUCCCUUCCAUUUUCCUCAGUGACCACGAAAAUGUUGUAUCUCCUAUGGUGUGUGAAAAUAAAGUGUGUGAAUGUAUUCUGUGUGUGUGCGUGUGUGUGCAUGCUUGUUUCUGCUUUUUUUCUCUGUAUAUAGUCAGGGUGUUCUUCUCAAAUAGACAGCACAAAUGCUCAGUAAAAUCACUUUCACUUGAAUGCUUUCUCUGUAAAGAUUUUUGGGAGAAAACUGUUGUCAAAUAAAUGAUUUAAUUGUCAA